Molecule: messenger RNA, 1129 nt
Organism: Drosophila elegans
Lineage: Eukaryota; Metazoa; Arthropoda; Insecta; Diptera; Drosophilidae
Gene: CAH8
Product: carbonic anhydrase 12
Exons: 4
Coding region: 155-1066 (303 amino acids)
Cellular component (GO): cytoplasm
Molecular function (GO): carbonate dehydratase activity; zinc ion binding
Source: RefSeq, a predicted model, not a curated record
GGCCCUUUGGUAGUAUAAAGGUUUUGGCCAAAGCCGAUCGUGGCACAGUCUGCAGAAGAACGUGCGUGGAUAACUUUGGCUUCUUCGUCAGGGGUUAGACCAAGUUUAUAAAGAUCGGUGUAUAGAGUGCAUAGAGCGGGUGAUCAGGUGGAAAAUGCAUUUUCCGGCUUUUGAAGACUUCUAUCAGCGAAUUCUAUUUCUGCUGCCGUUUGCCGCAAAUUUUAGGUCCAAUGAAUUUGACUACCAAACGCCAGACCUGUGGCAGUUUAAACAUCCGCAGUGCGGAGGUUUUGAUCAAUCGCCUAUUGCAAUUCACAGACGAAAAGUGAUUCCUCUUAACUUGCCUCCUCUGACAUUCGGGUUCUACGAUGAGCUCUUUGAUGAUCUGGUGACCGUGAAAAACAGUGGACAUACAGUGGAAUUCAAUGUGCCUUCGACGAUUUAUGGAUUUAAACCCUAUAUCAGUGGUGGCUUGCUGCAGGAUUUCUAUGAAGCUGAAUCCGUGCACUUCCAUUGGGGAUCCCGCAAAUCAAAGGGUUCGGAGCACGUGCUCAAUGGUCAUUAUUAUGACCUGGAAAUGCACAUAGUCCAUCGGAAUACUAAAUAUCUGACUUUUGAUGAGGCACUAAACUACACUGACGGAGUGACUGUUCUGGCGGUGCUCUUUAAGGUUGUGAGGCAUGGUCCUGCGUUCUACCAACCCGGACUUAGGGACAUCUUCAAUUCGUUGAUCCACUUGAGCAACUUUAGCAGCAGCUACACGGUGGAGGAACACCUUACCCUGGGAUCUAUGCUGGGCAAUUUGAACAGGGGCAAUUUCUACACAUACAAGGGAUCCCUGACCACGCCCCCCUGCUCACCGGUGGUCCAGUGGCAUGUGUUCGCCGAGGUGCUGCCCAUUUGGAUACAGGACCUGGCCAAAUUUUGGCUGCUGUUCGACGAGCGGAGGCGUCCGCUGCUCAAUAAUGCACGACCGUUGCAGUCGCAGGAAAACCGAUUGAUUUUCCACCGUCAACCCUUCCGGCCGCUGCAGCCGGAGCAAUUGCAAGGACUGAUAUGGGUUUAGCCAGAAAAUUAAACGUAGAAACACCCCUUUAUUCUCAAUAAAAUGUAAAGUAUUCUAUACAGA